This is a messenger RNA of Echinops telfairi (small Madagascar hedgehog), 3235 nucleotides long. It is a transcript of the gene SMTN, whose product is annotated as smoothelin. Gene Ontology annotation, cellular component: filamentous actin; microtubule organizing center. The transcript is spliced from 20 exons. Gene Ontology annotation, biological process: actin cytoskeleton organization. Bases 171 to 3092 code for a protein of 973 amino acids. Lineage: Eukaryota; Metazoa; Chordata; Mammalia; Afrosoricida; Tenrecidae. Gene Ontology annotation, molecular function: protein binding. The record is from RefSeq and is a predicted model, not a curated record.
UGAGCGGGCCUGGGCUCCCGCCUGUCCGCCGCCCGCGUGCAUUUGUCCGAUCCCAAGCGAGCUAACCCACGACCGCGCCGGACUGAGAGAGCCCACUAAGUCGGCCACACCUGCUGCAGGCACUGGUGGUCUCACCAGAAGGGACAGACGGAGACAAGAGCCAGUGAGAUAUGGCGGACGAUGCACUGGCUGGGCUGGAUGAGGGAGCCCUUCGGAAGCUGCUGGAGGUCACCGUGGACCUGGCAGAGCGGCGACACAUCCGCUCAGCCAUUCGGGAGCUGCAGCGGCAGGAGCUGGAGCGCGAGGAAGAGGCCCUGGCAUCAAAGCGCUUCCGGGCUGAGCGGCAGGACAACAAAGAGAACUGGCUGCACUCGAAGCAGCAGGAAGCCGAGCAGCGGGCAGCCCUGGCACGGCUGGCAGGGCAGCUGGAGUCCAUCAGUGAUGUGGAGGAGCUGACCGUGCUGCUGCGGGGUGCCGGUGAGUAUGAGGAGCGUAAGCUGAUCCGAGCCGCCAUCCGUCGUGUUCGGGCCCAGGAGAUUGAGGCCGCCACCUUAGCUGGGAGGCUGUGCAGCGGGUGCUCCAGUGGGGGCGCCAGAGAGGACAGCAAGGGCCGGGCAGCACAUAGGCUGGACCGGUGUGAGGUGCCAGAGCAAGAGGAGCAGGAGCAGCAGGUGGGGGCCCCAGAGCCAGCCCCCACCCCUGAGGGUACCAGCCAGGAUGUGACCACAGUGACACUCCUGCUACGGGUCCCUUCCGAGGAUACGCCCAGCUCGCCGACCUUACCCAGCUCACCAACUGCUGCCUCCCCUGAACCUGUCCUGGAGCCUGCUGAGGCCCUGUGUCCUGCUGUUGAGGCUCUGGGCAGCCCUGAGCCCCCUAGCCCACCUGGGAACACCAGUCCAGAACCCCAGGAGCUGCCAGCUCCACCCAGCUCUGAGAGACAGAUUGCCCCCAAGCUCCCCCCUGGCCCUUCCGAGCCCCCCGCUGACCAAGGCCACAACAGAAGCUCCUCUGACACAAAGAAAGCAGACCUAGCUGGACCCCGUCUCUGCCAACGCUCCCUGUCCGUGCUCAGCCCCCGCCAGCCAGUCCAGAACCGAGAGCUCACCCCCCUAGCCAGCGGACCUUCCCCAUUCCAGCGGGCUGCCUCGGUUCGGGACCGCGUCCGCAAGUUCACAUCCGAUUCUCCCAUGGCUGCCGGGCUCCAGGAUGGGCCACCCCGGGCAGCUCUCAGCACCCAGAGCCCCGCAAGGCUCGUGGGCCCCUCCCUCAUGAGCACCACCCCUGCCUCCUCCUCCAGCAACUCCUCUUCAAGGGGGGCCAGUGACACCUCCUCCCCACUCAUCAAGGAGCGGCCAGGAGUUACCCAGCCCCGGACCUUGCUCCGGAGCUGCCCCCAGGAGGAGGGCCCCAGAGGGCGGGGCCUGGCUGCCAGGCCCCUUGAAAACGAAGCAGGGGGGCCUGCCAAGCACUCAGAGGAGCCCAGCGCCCCACUGACUCUGGCCACCGGCACUGCUGAGCCAGGGGGCAGCAUGAAGACCACAUUCACCAUCGAGAUCAAGGAUGGCCGUGGCCAGGCUGCUACAGGCAGGGUGCUGCUGCCCACCAGCGGUCAGAGGGCAGAGGUGAGGCUGCAAGCAACCCCCUCCCUCCUCAGCAGCAGCAGCGGGGGCACAAGCACAGUCACCCAUGUCCGAGGCCCUGGGACCCUGGCGCAGCUGGGCAGCAUCACUCAUGUCACCAGCUUCAGCCAUGCCUCCCCUGGUGGCCGAGAAGGCUGCAGAAUUAAGGUGAGCCCUCUUCACUCUCUAGCCCAAUGCUGCUUCCCCGGGGCCCUACCCCCCAUUCUUUGGCCUCCUCUUGACUCAGCCACUCAUUCCCACAAAGUCCUGUCACAGAUCCAAACCCUACUCCCUAGAGUCCAGCUCCACCGAUUCCCGGGUUUCCACCAUCUCCAUCAUCAUUCCCUACCCCCUACCCACCUCCGCCAUCCCAGAAGAGCCCAUAUCCCUUGUGUCCUUGGUGUUGCUAACAAGCUGCCCUCUGACCCAUCCAUGUACCCGUGUGCCUGUGCGUGUGCGCUAUGUGGCAUCGGGCGGCCCUUCUGGACACGCCUGGGCCUUCCUGGCACAGACCAGCGGGACAAGGAGAGGGAACAGCGGCUCCAGGAGGCCCGGGCCCGGCCGGGGGAGGGCCGAGGCAACACGGCCACCGAGACGACCACCCGGCACAGUCAGCGGGCGGCCGACGGCUCAGCCGUCAGCACCGUCACCAAGACGGAGCGGCUCAUCCACUCCAAUGAUGGCACCCGGAUGGCCCGCACCACCACCGUGGAGUCGAGUUUUGUGAGGCGCUCCGAGAAUGGCAGUGGCAACACCAUGGUGCAAACGAAGACCUUCUCCUCCUCCUCCUCCAAGAGGAUGGGCAGUAUCUUCGACCGCGAGGAUGAGGCCAGCCCAAGACCCGGGAGCCUGGCGGCGCUUGAAAAACGCCAGGCAGAGAAGAAAAAGGAGCUGAUGAAGGCGCAAAGUCUGCCCAAAACGUCAGCCUCCCAGGCGCGCAAGGCCAUGAUUGAGAAGCUGGAGAAGGAGGGAGGCUCAGGCAGCCCUGGUGCCCCUCGUGCGUCCAUCCAGCGCUCCACCAGCUUUGGGGUCCCCAACGCCAGCAGCAUCAAGCAAAUGUUGCUGGACUGGUGCCGAGCCAAGACGCGUGGGUAUGAGCACGUGGACAUCCAGAACUUCUCCUCGAGCUGGAGCGAUGGAAUGGCCUUCUGCGCCCUCGUGCACAACUUCUUCCCCGAGGCCUUUGACUACGGGCAGCUCAGCCCGCAGAACCGGCGCCAGAAUUUCGAGGUGGCCUUUUCAUCCGCGGAGACCUAUGCAGACUGCCCGCAGCUCCUGGACACAGAGGACAUGGUGCGGCUUCGAGAGCCUGACUGGAAGAUGCUGGUGGACUGCGUGCCCCUGGUGGAAGUGGAGGACAUGAUGAUCAUGGGCAAGAAGCCCGACCCCAAGUGCGUCUUCACCUAUGUACAGUCACUCUACAACCACCUGAGGCGCCACGAGCUGCGCCUGCGCGGCAAGAACGUCUAGGCCUCCAGCCAGUGGCCAACCGCUGCCCCCACCCUCCGGGCACAGCCCCAGCCCUGCGCGCCUGCCCACUGCUGCCCCAUCUGUGGUGACACCCCUUUCCUCCAGUUCACGCGGCAUUUUGAUAAAUUAUUGGUUUACGAAGA